AGCAUAGCAACCGCCCAAUUAAUCCCAUGUACCACUGUCCACUAUAGUGUCUACCGCCACCGCCAACCCCCCAACUCUCUCUCUCUCUCUCUCUUCUCUUUCUCUCUCCUUUCUUUUUUCCGCCAAUUCACGACAUAGGAGCAAAGGAACAGCGAUACUUCUCGUGAUUUGCAGCUCUACUACUGUUGUAUUUUCAACUCCUUUCCCCCCUCCCCUCUCUCUCUCCAUUCAAUCCCCAAACAACAUCACCUUCCUUUUCCCGUGCCCUAAACAGUCUCCCCUCCUCCUUUUUCUCUCUCUCUCACACGCUCUCGUUCCAUCAAACCCUUAACAGUACGCACCUUUUGGUUGAACUGUCUUACGAGCACAGUCUCGGUGGCUGGGGUUGCUCUGGUCUUGUUUUCUGAUUUGAAUGCUGAAUGAUAGAUGCAGUGCGGAGAUCUCCACACAUCUUUCAAUUUCUGGAUAUAGUAUGGUUGCAGACAAUUUUGGACGAUAGGUGGCACAUUUCUUGGCAAAUGGGUAUCUUUUUCCUGACAAAUGCUUUGUGAAAAAUAGACUAGCGUAGCAUAGCAGCACCAGAUCCAUGAUGUGUGGUAUUUAGACGAAUCCCGUAAACAUGGAUAAAAUCGCUGGUUCUUCUGAAAUUGUUGAAGCAAUGGAAGAAUUUUAUUCAGAAUCGAAGCUGGAUGAACAUGCGGGAAAGCGUCGUAUGCUGAAGCUGAAGCCUGGACAAAUAUGUUCUAUAGAGGAUGAUAUUAACAAACUUUUUGAAGCAAUAGACAUCAGGACAGUGGGUAGGAGUAGGGGUUUGAUGGAACAAGUCGGUAAAGACAGUUUAUGGAAGAGUGCUAUGAAAAGACCGAUGAGACCUGGUUCAUCUCAAGCUUCUGGAAUUGGAAUUUCUGAAUCUGUGAGUUUGAAGCAGGCAUUGAGAGGGUUAUGCUUAUCCCAGGCAUCCGAAAUGGCUGCUAUGAAGAGGUUAUCCAAACAAGCAGAUUCUUCAAGGUCCUCAGAAGCCGGAACUAUCAAAAGGUUGUAUACUGCAGUGGUAGUUGAAGCCAGUGAAUCCGGUCCACUUGAUGCAGGUAAAGGUAACUUGGUGGAAAUCUCCCUUGUUCCAGAAGGAAGCACAUCAAAUUUCUCUGAGAAGACAUCUGAAUCUGGGAAAUUUCCCAAGCAGGAACUACCGAACCAACAUGCUCACUCGUCUACUCUUUUGGUGGAGGAAUCUACACCGAAGGAAGAAAUGACCAAGAUACUACCAGGGGAUGAGACUGUUCCUUUGCCCACACAUGGUGGGUAUGAAUUUUCAAUGCUGAGGUUAGGGUGGAAUGGUAAGCCAAAAUUGACACACUCUUCAUCCAUCACUCACACUAAGGAGAAAUUGCCAGUGGUAGAUGAGAUUAUUCCCACCUCAGGUGAAUUUCCAGUCAAAUCAUUAGAGCGAGACAAGGAGCAGAAAGGGAAGUUGGAUUUUGCAUCUUCUCUUUCCAGCGAUAAUAGUGCUAGCAACAAUGGUAUCAAAUCUACUAACAGCAGUCGACAUGUAAUGCGGCCAGUUUUCAGGAACAAGAACUUUCUCAAGAAGAAUGCUAAGCAGGAUUCUACUUCUAUUCCAUGUGAUAGUGGAGUAGAUCAUGGUUUGAGUCCUAGCACGAGCAAAAUGGUUUGUGAGGGGCCCAAAUGUACUCCAGGCUAUGGAAAUAUAGAAAAGGAGAAGUCAUCUCCCACAUCAAGCUCUGCAAAUGCUGGAUCUGAAGUUAGUUCAAUUGCCAUGGACUUGGGUCCCGAUAAACCAGCUUUAAGUUCAAGUUUUGGUAAUAGUACUAGAUAUAUGGUUUCAAAAGCUGAUGAAAAAUCCAGAUCAAGAGAAAAGGGGGAGUUCUCUCAGAGUUCAAAGAGUAGCAUUGGUGAGUACAGCAGUAGUACAAGCAAUAGUGAAGAGAGCACACUAAGUGGGUCCAGCCGCAGUGGUUAUAGACCGCACAUGUCAAAAGACUUGAGGUGGGAAGCCAUUCGCCAUGUGCAGAAGCAGCACGGAAGCAUUGGUUUGAGACACUUCAAGCUGCUCAAGAAACUUGGGAGUGGGGACAUUGGGACUGUUUACCUUUCUGAGUUAACUAGCACAAACUGCUUGUUUGCUUUGAAAAUUAUGGACAAUGAGUUUUUGGGUAACAGGAAGAAAUUGCAUCGGGCUCAAACUGAAAGGGAGAUACUGCAAAUACUGGAUCAUCCGUUUCUGCCCACUCUAUUUGCUCAUUUUACGACAGAUAGAUUCACGUGCUUGGUUAUGGAACAUUGUCCAGGUGGAGAUCUGCAUGUGCUUCGGCAGAAGCAACCUAACAAGAGUUUCUCUGAACAAGCAGCCAGGUUUUACGUUGCUGAAGUCCUCCUGGCAUUAGAGUAUCUACACAUGCUCGGAGUCGUUUACCGAGAUUUGAAACCAGAAAACAUCUUGGUCCGAGAAGACGGUCACAUCAUGCUUUCAGAUUUCGACUUGUCACUACGAUGUGCUGUUGUCAAUCCUACUCUCCUCAAGUCGUCACCUGUCAUUGAGUCGCCUAAAGGGGAAUCAUCAAAUCCAUGCACAGACUCGAGCUGCAUACACCCUUUCUGCCUCCAACCCUCAUGGCAAGUCCCUUGCUUCACACCUAGGCUUUUAUCCACUGCAGCAAAAACCCGAAAGCUGAAGCCCGACUUAGCCGCCCAAGUGACCCCACUUCCGCAGCUCGUAGUGGAGCCCACAACUGCCCGGUCUAAUUCCUUUGUAGGGACCCACGAGUACUUGGCCCCGGAGAUCAUCAAAGGAGAAGGUCAUGGGAGUGCGGUUGAUUGGUGGACGUUGGGAAUCUUCAUGUACGAACUAGUUUAUGGCAGGACACCGUUCAAGGGUCCCACAAAUGAGGAUACAUUGUCGAAUGUGGUAUCGCGUAGUCUCAAGUUCCCUUCUAUCCCUGGUGUAGGUUCACAUACUAGGGGCUUGAUCAGAGGGUUGUUGGUGAAGGAUCCUGCGAAUAGGUUGGGUUCUGUGAAAGGGGCAGCUGAGAUCAAGCAGCAUCCGUUUUUCGAGGGGAUUAAUUGGGCUUUGAUACGGUGUGCAAUCCCACCAGAGAUGCCCAAGAUCUGUGAUGUUGGGAAUUUUGCUGCGGAAACACCAUUGCAGAAUAAGGAAAGCGCUAGGUGUCCAGAAGAAUGUAAGAGUAUAGGAGAGAAUUUGGAGUUUGAGAUGUUUUAGCUUGAAUAACUUUGGUGCUCUGGUUUUCAGUUUGAAAAUGAGGGUUUCUCAUCCUUGGUUGUUUCUCAAAUACAGCAAUAUAGCAUAUAGUGUACAUUGUUAACUUGAAGGAGUUGUGGCAAGUUAAAGGGUAUGACAUAAUGAUAGUGAAUUGUUGUCC
Messenger RNA from Rhododendron vialii, 3398 nucleotides. RefSeq names its product serine/threonine-protein kinase D6PKL1-like. The record is from RefSeq and is a predicted model, not a curated record. The transcript is spliced from 3 exons. Bases 620 to 3238 code for a protein of 872 amino acids. Gene Ontology annotation, molecular function: ATP binding; protein serine/threonine kinase activity. Gene Ontology annotation, cellular component: plasma membrane; cytoplasm; nucleus. Gene Ontology annotation, biological process: protein phosphorylation. Lineage: Eukaryota; Viridiplantae; Streptophyta; Magnoliopsida; Ericales; Ericaceae.